AUGAAGACCACUAACAGACCCGAUGAAUGGAAGAUUGAGCAGGGACUGGCUGGGGCGGAGCUUCCCGUCCUUGACAUGACGGGACCGCAAACCAAGGCUCUCCCCCCUCAGAUUUUUGGUGACCUAACGAAAGAUGAUGCCGCCAUAAAGAAAGUCGGCGACCCGAACAAGUUGUUCACCGAGGAGCGGCAAGGUUGGACCGGCUUCGUCGAGUGGGAAAGUUAUCCGGAGAAGAAGGCCGCGGCCCAUAGGAUCUUGACCUCCCAGACAUUUCCCCCAAAUCCAGAGUUCCAGCUUGGGCCUAUUCCAGCUAGCAAUCCUGUCCUUUCUGGUACUCAUUGGAAGAUGUGGCACAAGGCGGUUGGAGGCGCUUUGUCUCGCAUCCCCGACGACUCGUGGGAUAUUGUGCUCAAGGAGAAGCACGCCGACAUGCUGCAUCUUCUCCAAUUUCCUUACAACGGCGAGCCUCCCAAGCGCCUCGUGACCGACAAAGAAAUUACCCCGAAUCCCCUCCACUUCGUCCGAAACCACGGCGGGAUUCCGAUCAUUGACAAAGAGCACUACAGCUUUCUGUUGGAUGGACUUGUAGCGAACCCGAGAUCGUUCACUUUGGAUGACCUCAUGGACGAAACCAAGUUUCCGCGGAUGGAGAAGACAGUGACGAUGCAAUGCUCGGGAACCCGACGUAUCGAGCAGAUUCUCAAGUACCCCGGCCAGGGUGAUGAGGUGCCUCAAGCACCCUGGGCUGAAGGUGCGAUCGGAACUGCCAAGUACGUUGGCAUCAGCCUCAAAAAAGUCAUCAAAGCCUGCGGUGGACUCAUCGAAGGGGCAAAACAUCUCGAAUUCUACGGCGCGGACACCUACUUCAAAGAUGACAAAACCAUGAACUAUCUCGUCAGCGUUCCAUGGUCAAAAGUGAGGGCAAACGAGGUCAUGCUGGCCUGGGAGAUGAAUGGCGAUGUUCUUCCUCGCAUUCAUGGAUAUCCCCUUCGCAUCGUUGUAUUCGGUUACAUUGGAGCACGAAGCGUCAAGUGGCUUUACCGCAUUAAGGCUAUCAAGAACCCUACACGUGCGCCUGUUCAGAGCCAGGAGUACCUCUACUUUCCUCAACAAGUCGGCAAGCAUAAUCUCAAGAUGACGGACGGCAUCCAGAUUCAGGAAAUGCCAGUUAGUUCUGCCAUCAUGUCGCCUUGGACCAAACAGGUCGUCAUACAUAACGGCAAAAUCCGCUGCAAGGGAUGGGCCUACUCAGGUGGUGGUCGCUGGCCAGAGCGGGUUGAGCUCUCAGCUGACGGGGGGUUCAAUUGGUAUACUGUGCCGGUCGAGAAUCUCUCCAAGAAGCGAAAAUGGACCUGGCGAACCUGGGAGAUCGAUCUUCCUUGCGACGUGGAAGGCUGGAUUGAGAUCGUCUGUCGCUGCUGGGACAAUUCGCUCAAUACUCAACCGCCCGAUAACAUUUCAUAUCAUUUGUGCUCAACAGUGGAGGACACGAUGUGCAACGACGACAACAAUAGCCCCACUCCCCAGCCCCCACCAGCUGGCGCCAUCGCGGCUGAUGAGUUCACCGACGAUAAUUCCUCAUUGAAUGGUGGUAACAUCGCGUCGUCCACCUCGACUGUAGCGGCCUCGAUUCUUGAAUCUAGACUAGAGAACGGGAGAACGUACCAUAAGUACAAAGAAGGGAAGUACUGGGCACCUAACGAUGAGAGAGAGAAGGACAGACUCGACCUUGUGCAUAAUCUCUACCUUUUGACUUUUGACUACUAUCUCGGAACUGCGCCGCCAACCCGAGAGGACUCGAAAGUCGGUCGCGUGCUCGACGUCGGCACAGGCACCGGCCUCUGGGCAAUCGAAUUCGGAGAGGACCACCCCGAGGCUGAGGUCACAGGUGUGGACUUGUCGGCUUCCCAGCCAAACUUCGUACCUCCGAAUGUUCGGUUCGAGAUCGAUGAUAUCGAGGAAUCAUGGACUUUCAGUGAGCCCUUUGACUACAUUCACAGCAGAAUGAUGAAGGGCAGCAUUCGCGACUGGAAGAAGUUCCUCCAAAGCAGUUUUGAUAACCUCAACCCUGGUGGAUAUCUCGAACUGAACGAUAUCGAUUUCUUCCCCUUGUCUGAUGACAACACGAUUCCCAAGGACAGUAAGCUCAUGAAGGCCUUUGGGUAUUGCUUUGAGGCUCUCGAAAAGAUGGGAUCGCCUUUUGAAGAGUUUAGCCGCUUCGAGACCCUGCUCGCCGAGGUUGGAUUCGAAGACAUCCAGGUGCAGCGUUUCAAGUGGCCCACAAACACGUGGCCCAAGGAUAAAAAGCACAAGGACCUGGGCGAGUGGAACCUCGAGAACCUUUCGCCCAACUUGGACGGUCUUCUCAUGGCGCCGCUGACGCGAGCUCUGGACAUGAGCCAGGCAGAGGUCCACGUUAUUGCGAUGGAGGCUCGUAAGGAGCUUGCGGAUAGACAGAUCCACGCUUACUUCAAUGUGUGGUCGAUUCAUGGACGCAAACCAGCGGCGGCAGCGGCGAACUGA
This is a messenger RNA of Colletotrichum tamarilloi, 2523 nucleotides long. RefSeq names its product oxidoreductase molybdopterin binding domain-containing protein. Bases 1 to 2523 code for a protein of 840 amino acids. Gene Ontology annotation, molecular function: molybdenum ion binding; heme binding; sulfite oxidase activity. The record is from RefSeq and is a predicted model, not a curated record. Gene Ontology annotation, biological process: sulfur compound metabolic process. NCBI's taxonomy places the organism in Eukaryota, Fungi, Ascomycota, Sordariomycetes, Glomerellales, Glomerellaceae. The transcript is spliced from 11 exons. Gene Ontology annotation, cellular component: mitochondrion.